CCACCGACGUCGACAUGCAUUGGGAUCGCCAGUCCCGCUUCUCGUCGCUGUUCUCCUCGUCGGCGACGAACAACGACCGCUCGCGCAGGUCGAGCUCUAUCUUCACUCGCGCGUCCUCGCCGUCGUCAUCGCACUCCGACCUUGCAGCCACUCAUCAUCCGAACCGAGUUCAGCGCCAGGAUUCUGCCGACACGAGCUGGGAAGAACGGAUGGAGGAGGCAGCCAGAAGGAAGCCGAUUGUGCUCGGCGUCUGCGCGAUGGACGUCAAGGCGCGAUCGAAGGCCAUGACUGAAAUCCUCACCCGGCUCGUGCAACGAUCCCGCGGAGCGAUCGAGGUCAAGGUGUUUGGCGACAAGGUCAUUUUGGACGAAGACGUCGACAAUUGGCCGCGCUGUGACGUCCUCAUUUCCUUCUUCUCUACCGACUUUCCCCUGGAUAAGGCCAUCUCCUAUGUCAAGUUGCGGAGUCCCGUCUGCAUCAACGACCUACCCCAGCAGGCCCUACUAUGGGAUCGCCGCCUCGUCGGAGCGAUGCUCGAUCACCUCAAAGUGCCCACCCCGAAGCGCCUUGAGGUAUCGAGGGAUGGAGGUCCGAAGGUCGAUAGCGAGCUCCGAGACCUCAUGAAGCAGCGCGUCGGCGUCGUCCUGGGCGGCUUGCAGAUCACCCCGGACGUCACCCUCCGCGAAGACGGAGACGCCAUCAUCAUCGACGGCAAAGUCCUGGAGAAGCCAUUCGUUGAGAAGCCGGUUAGCGGAGAGGACCACAAUGUCUACAUAUACUUCAGGGGAGGAGGAGGGAGGAGGUUGUUCCGCAAGGUCGGUAACAAGUCCAGUGAGAUGGACCCUACCCUCAACAGUCCGAGGACGGACGGGUCGUACAUUUAUGAGCAGUUCAUCGAUGUCGACAAUUCCGAAGACAUUAAGAUAUACACGGUGGGGCGCGAUUAUACCCAUGCUGAGACGCGCAAGUCACCAGUGGUGGAUGGUGUCGUACGAAGGAACGUAGAAGGGAAAGAAAUUCGCUUCAUCACACAUCUGACUCCGGAAGAGAAGCUAUGGGCCGCGAAGAUAUGCGAGGGCUUUGGUCAGCGCGUCUGCGGGUUUGACCUGCUACGCUGCGACAACGGUCAGAAGAGCAUGGUUAUCGACGUCAAUGGUUGGAGUUUUGUCAAGGGCAAUCCUACCUACUACGACAAGGCUGCGGAAUUUCUGACAGAGAUCUGUCUACGCUCUACCUCGGAACCCGGUCGACCAUUGCCUGCUGCUGAGGUUGCUCCGCAGGAGCAGCCAACGUGGCUCCUCAAGGCGAACGUUACGGUCUUCCGUCAUGCCGAUCGCACGCCGAAGCAGAAACUCAAGUUCAACUUCCCCAUCAACGAACCGUGGACGCAGCCUUUCGUCACUCUGCUCAAUGGCGAGAAGGAGGAAAUCAUUUUGCGCGAGAAGGAUCAGCUACGCAGCAUCGCAAAGGCCGUAGACGAGGCGAAGCGACUUGGAGCCAGCGGCGACGAUCUCGCAAAGCUAACACAGCUCAACAACGCUCUGUUCAGCAAGAUCGACCUUCCCGGCACCAAGGCGCAGCUGAAACCCAACUACUCGAAGGGCCAGACCCCUCGCACACUCACCAAACUCACGCUUGUCUUCAAAUGGGGUGGCGAGUUCACGCACUCCGCCCGGUACCAAUCGCGCGAUCUGGGGGAGAAUAUGAAGAAAGACAUCUCGAUCAUGAACAAGGAAGUUCUACAGAACGUCAAGAUCUACACUUCCUCCGAGCGGCGCGUUAUUGCCUCCGCCGAGAUAUUUGCGGCGGCGCUGCUGGACAAUCAGAGUCACUAUGACGUGUCGUCGUCGACGUCGAGCACGCACUCGGCGCGCUCGUCGACGGAUGGGAGCGCGAAUGGUAGCGCACACGUUAGCAAGAGCAUGUCUUCGUCGAUUGUGCAGCAUCCGCAGGAGCCUGUCACACUGUUCAUCCGAAAAGACUUGCUUGACGACUCGAACGCGGCCAAGGACCUCAUGGACGAUGUGAAGAAGCGGCUCAAGAUAUUGCUGCGUCCGGGCGAGCCCGAGAAGCGGCCAGAGCUGACGUGGCCCAAGAGUAUGAAGAAGGAACCGGUCGAAGUAGUAAAGGAAGUCAUCGAGCUAUUGAGCUCGUUCCGCGACAUCAUGCGACGUAACUACGAAACUCUAGACGUAGACAAGAUCCAAGAUAGAUGGUGCUGUGGCGACGAACCGUGGCUUUUCCGCGAGCGCUGGGAGAAGCUGUUUGAGGAUUUCUGUGACGUCGAGCAGAAGAAGUUCGACCCAUCGCGGGUAUCUGAGCUAUACGAUACUAUCAAGUAUUGCGCCCUACAUCAUCGACAAUUCCUGUUUGCCAUCUUCGACGAACAUGGUGGAAAGUCGAACGGCGGACCGUCGGGGCAGCCUCAAGAUAGACGCCUUCACGAGCUGUAUAGUCGUGCGAAGGCGCUGUUCGACUUGGUCGCGCCGCAGGAGUACGGCAUAGACCCGGAUGAGAAGGAGGAGAUCGGUGUGCUCACAUCGUUACCCCUACUCAAGAAGGUCGUCGAGGACCUCGAAAAUGCACGCAACAACUACGGAAGCUCGCUGCGUCUGUACUUCACCAAGGAGAGCCAUAUUCACACCCUCGUGAAUUUGGUACUCUUCUCGGGGUUGCCUAUCGCGAAUCGGAGGAUACCGGAGCUCGACUACGCUUCGCACAUCACGUUUGAGCUCUAUGAGAGGAACCACGGUCGCGGAAAGUCGGACAAGGAGUAUUCUAUCAAGAUCUCGCUAAGCGAGGGGGCACACUCGUCGAACGUGCUGGACUCGACCCUGGACGCGCGCCAUUCAUUGAAUGUCAUGCCCAAGAGGAAAUUGACGCAGCAUCUGCCAUACAGCCUGGUCAUCGAAAAGCUAUCGAAGCACUUCGACCGCCUGCCCGAGGAGGACGAAGUGCACCCGGAAAAGAUUCAGGCCAUCCCGGCUUUGCCCAGUGGCUCUAGUCCGGACGCCUGAUUCUAGACGUUGCAUUGGUCCAUCAUGUUUAGACUGCACUGCUAUCCCACCACGCACAUUCGUAGACACCUGACGGACGCUCAGCACUCGAAUAUCUGUACAUCUCGAUCUACUCUGUAUACCCCUCCAAGCUAUCGCUCUGUUUGUUACUGACUUGUAAUGCAUGCCGACCCUUGACUUCAUGUUAGGGUAUCUCAAUUGUAAAGCCCUGCGUAUCUCGGAUAGUACAACGACAGCAGCAAAAGAGCUUCUCUGGCUCUUCUUACAACGCCGCUAUUCAGCCAUUACAUUCC
This is a messenger RNA of Schizophyllum commune H4-8, 3310 nucleotides long. RefSeq lists its product as uncharacterized. Gene Ontology annotation, molecular function: ATP binding; diphosphoinositol pentakisphosphate kinase activity; inositol hexakisphosphate kinase activity. Gene Ontology annotation, biological process: inositol phosphate biosynthetic process; inositol metabolic process. The record is from RefSeq and is a predicted model, not a curated record. Gene Ontology annotation, cellular component: cytosol. The coding region runs from base 15 to 3017 and encodes 1000 amino acids. The transcript is spliced from 16 exons. NCBI's taxonomy places the organism in Eukaryota, Fungi, Basidiomycota, Agaricomycetes, Agaricales, Schizophyllaceae.